AAAAAAUAUUGUUCUAAGAAAUACCCGUCUUCAUCAGGGAGAAACACCCCACCAGUCUACAUAGACACCUGCCGAGGACUGAAACCAUGGGAGGAGUAAAACAGGAGCAAAGUGAUGGCGCACCACAAGCCAAAGGCCCACAUUCAUCUGAUCCCACCCAAGAAGAGGUGAGGAUUUGCCCAGCUCGUGAAGGGCCUAAAAAGAGGGGCUGGCCAAAGGGGAAGAAGAGAAAGAAGGUGCUCCCCAAUGGCCCCAAGGCACCGGUGACAGGAUACGUGAGGUUUCUUAAUGAACGUCGAGAACAGAUGCGUGCCCAAUACCCCGACUUGCCUUUCCCAGAAAUAACCAAGCGACUUGGCGCAGAGUGGAGUCGGUUAGCCCCUAAUGACAAACAGCGCUACCUGGACGAGGCAGAGCGUGAGAAGGUGCAGUAUGCACGGGAGCUUAAGGAAUACCAGCAGAGUGAGGCCUUCCAGAUUACCAGUGCUAAGAUACAGGACAAGAAGGUCAAGAAAGAGGACUCUGCAUCAGUCAUUAUCAAUGCAAGUUCAGGGUCAGCUUUACAAAAGGCUCCUGACCUGUCCAGCAGAUUUGAUAUCCCCAUCUUCACAGAGGAGUUCCUGGAUCAGAACAAAGCACGAGAAGCUGAACUGCGGCGGCUGCGAAAGGCCAAUAUUGAAUUUGAGGAGCAGAAUGCAGUGCUGCAAAGGCACAUUAAGGACAUGUACAGUGCUAAGGAGAGACUGGAGGUGGAACUGGGGCAGGAUGAGCUCCGCACCCAUGCUCUCCACAAGCACUUACUGGCCAUCAAGCACACACUUGUCAACAGUCUUUCAUCAGUUGCUCUCCCAGGUACAGGUGAAACCCCAUCAUUAGGGAACUUAGACUCAUACCUGAGCCGUCUUAGUGGAGUGCUUGAGAGCAACCCCGAUAAGCACCGUGCCUUGUUCACCCAGCUCCGUGAGGUUCUCUCUCAUCUAGACAGUGAGAAGCUGUAAGUCAUUCCAGCUGGAGUCCAUCCGUUCCUGCAUCAGUUGGACAGGUGACAGUCUCUGUGGCAUCAAAUCAGUGCCAUUCAACAAGGAAGAUGAAUACAAAGAAAUCAAAAUACCAUGCACAUGGCAUGAGUCUGGCCAUAUUGUACAUCUGCUCAUGUGGAAUGUUUUUAAUCUUUCAGUGUUGUGAUUGUAAGCUUGUGUGGCAAUGCUGGGACAAUGGCAAUUCAGGGAGAAAUGCUCAAUUUAAUUUACCUUCUUAUAGACCUGUAUUCCCUCCUCAGCCUAUUCAUUUGGCUUACUAUUGGCUGUUCAAACUGGCCUCAGCCAUACCUCUAUGGUCUGUGCAAUGAGAGUGAACUAAUCGUCACUUUACUGUACAUCUGUUAUCCUCGACCACGUGUCAUGCAGUAGCUGGUGUAGUGUUCAUUUAAUUUUUUUUAAAAUUUCAUUUCUUAUUUUUUAAUUUCAUUUACACAUAUGACAUUUAAAAAAAAAUACAAUAUAUAAUUUGAAAGAAAAUGUGAAGCAGAAUUACCUAAAAACCCUCCAGGGGCUUGAAAAGUGGCAUUCUCCAGGCGGCAUACUACAGGAACCAAUUAUAGCAAUUUUCAUGUAUAAAUUUGUAUGUAUAAAUCGAUAAUUCCAGACAUGGCAAGAGACGGCGACACGGUUGAGCACAGCACCCGACAACAAUGCAUCCCAUAAACACCCCCAUGUUGCACAAGUACAAUGAAUCAGUCAUAGUCACAACACACACACACAUACACACCACUCAAUUCAUGAUACAUACAAGUAUACACAAACACUAUCAUGAACAGACAAAGAACAUACACUCAUGUGAUAUGGCAUAGAGUUUUCAUAAGACAAGAUAAAGGAGAAAAUAAACAAUAUAUAUUUAUAUAUAAAAAAAGAAAAACAAGCGAAAUUCAUAACGGGCCUUUAGACUUGUAUGACAAAGGAAAAUGUUGGUUGGACCCAGCUUAUAUAGGCUGACCAUAUGGAAAAUGUUGGUUGGUUAGGAGCAGUGAUUUCAGGGCUCUUAAACUGCUGUGAAGACAAAUUAACUAACAAAAAGAAAAGAAAAUUGGGUUGGAAUAAAAACCUGCACACACUUGGCCCUCCAUGGCACAUGGUUGAGUAUCACAGCUAUAAAUGCUAUUUUGGGUGAAUUCAGACUUUUCAGUUGGCUACCUUGUUGUUUGAAAUAUGGAGGGAGAUGACCAGAAUGACUAAACAAACUGGAAAAGAUAAAAUAUUGAGUAUAUGAAUUUUUGUUUUUAAAGUUUAGGGUUGAUAAUGAUAGAUAGUAGAAUAGUAGAUGUGUUAUUUGUUAGUCAGAAUUUAAAAAUGUCAUAUUUGUAUGGUUCAUUGAAAUAUUGAAUCGAUUUAUUCUGCUUCCAUUCUCUAUUUGCAAUAAAACAAAAACUCAGUUUACAUACACUACCGUUCAAAAGUUUGGGAUCACCCAAACAAUUUUGUGUUU
Lampris incognitus (smalleye Pacific opah) is the source of this 2481-nucleotide messenger RNA. RefSeq names its product high mobility group 20B (gene hmg20b). NCBI's taxonomy places the organism in Eukaryota, Metazoa, Chordata, Actinopteri, Lampriformes, Lampridae. The record is from RefSeq and is a predicted model, not a curated record. The transcript has 9 exons. The coding region runs from base 87 to 998 and encodes 303 amino acids. Gene Ontology annotation, cellular component: nucleus. Gene Ontology annotation, biological process: regulation of gene expression.